Patiria miniata (bat star) is the source of this 285-nucleotide messenger RNA. RefSeq names its product endophilin-A3-like. Gene Ontology annotation, molecular function: protein binding. The annotation marks the transcript as partial. The record is from RefSeq and is a predicted model, not a curated record. NCBI's taxonomy places the organism in Eukaryota, Metazoa, Echinodermata, Asteroidea, Valvatida, Asterinidae. The transcript is spliced from 3 exons. Gene Ontology annotation, cellular component: cytoplasm.
AUGAGCAAAGUCCGUGGUCAGAACAAGGGAGGAACCAAGCCUCAACAACCCGUAGGAUUCCUGGGAGAAGUCAUGCUGAAGAACGGCAGAGAAUUAGGAGAAGAUUCAACGUUUGGUACGGCGAUGGUCGAGAUGGGAGAAUCACUGAGGCAACUUUCUGAAGUCAAGGGCGCCUUCGAUCUGAACGUCAGACAGAACUUCCUGGAUCCCCUGGAUCAUCUCAAGAACAAAGAUCUGAAAGAGAUCAACCACCAUCGGAAGAAGUUACAGGGGCGACGUCUUGAC